Polychytrium aggregatum is the source of this 1842-nucleotide messenger RNA. Its product is annotated as Mis12-Mtw1 protein family-domain-containing protein. The transcript is spliced from 10 exons. The record is from RefSeq and is a predicted model, not a curated record. The coding region runs from base 310 to 1716 and encodes 468 amino acids. Lineage: Eukaryota; Fungi; Chytridiomycota; Chytridiomycetes; Polychytriales. Gene Ontology annotation, cellular component: MIS12/MIND type complex. Gene Ontology annotation, biological process: cell division; mitotic sister chromatid segregation.
GUCUCCUGUUCUGAAUCCCAGCCGGAUCUGCCACGGAUCUGUUUCGACCACGCCGAGCUGCGCUGAAGCCCACCAUUGCGUCGCCAUCACAUCGCAACCCACCAAAGCUGUGCUGAAGCGCACCAGACCAACAGCAUUCUGUCCAAUCGCCAACACACCCCUCGACCACCCCUCCGCCGUUUGGCACACCGUCUCAGCACCAGAGCCGUUCCACAGACCUCCUCAGACACCCUCCAUUUCCGUCACGCCUGUCGUUCGAAGUCGAGACGUCGUCCUCCACUCUGCAUCAAGCCCAGCCCGUUCUACGCGAUGCUUGCCAACCCUGCGAAAACCAAAUUCAGCGAUAUCGCCGAUGACCGCCAUCCGGUCGACUUUGAUCCAGCUAUCUUCAAGUUCGUCACCAAGAAACGCAAGGUUCGAACAAUCAUCACGCCACAAAGCUCCGUCACAAUCCGCCAGCCCGACCUCCCAGCGCCCAGCAAUGGGUCCAUCCGGCCUGUCGCCGAUACAUCAUCGACUGCAACUGAAAAGGUUGAGCGGCCCGUCAAAUCGGCUUUGAAGCACCAGACCCUCGCGCCGGCCAAGAGUCCAGCACCCAACCGUACCGGCAGCUCCAGUGCAGCUGCAAAUAUUUCUCACGAAUCUGAAUCAAAGGCCAGCGCAGCCAACGGAAAUCUCGGUGCACAUGCCCCGUCAGCUGUCCCGAUGCCCGAUCCGAAAGCGUUUUUGUUGGAAUCGUCGAAAUAUCUCAAGGAAUACACAGUACCGCUGGCCGUAACGCCAGAGCGACAGACCGAGGUCAACCAGAGGAGAAAGAGUCGCACCAGCCUGCUUCGACGGCGCCGGUCCAGCCUCGGCCUGAGGGGGAAACGAGUCUCAGAAGUCAAUAAGGAUACGGGCUUGUGUUCUCUCCCUCACCCAGACAUCCAGCCAAGCGAGUACUACAAGCAUAUCGACUCAGAAUCAUUCGACCCGGUGCGAAUGCGGCAGCUGCUCUUUUGGCAGACACAAAUCCUCGAGAGGAAAAAGCUGAUCCCCAACGCUACUGCUGACGAAGACAAGACCUUCAAAGCAUGUGCAAAACAGAUCACACAAGGCAUUGCUGACCGAUCCAUCAACACCUCGUGGUUCCAGCGGCCGAGUGCGCCACAAAAGAUCUCGACAGAUGGGAAAAUUCCGCACCCGCAGAACACCCAGAACACAGAAGUAGCGGCUCAGUUCGAGCGCGUCCUGGAAGAGCUUGAAGCAGAGGAACAGGAAUGGAUUGCGCGGAUGAGCGCCCGGCAGAUCCAAAUCGGCGAGGAAACACAAUCGCGGCUGCGGGAGCUGGAGGAGUAUUGCCAGAAGCCACACAUUACCUCGCUCAGCCUGACGGUGCGAACCGAUGGAAGUAGCGCCGAGAUUACUGUGCCCAGCUACCUGAACAGCUUCAACAAGAAGGCUGAGGGGGACGAUGACUGUCUCAAGUCCAUCAAGUACCGCAAAUGGGUGGAUGAGCUUGUGGACGACAUCACCCUGACGGCUGCCGCAGUUCCACACCAACUCAGCAAGAUUUCCGAGUACGUCAAAGAGAACUGCGCCCCAACUUCCGAGGCCAUCUUCAAGAAGAUGUUCGACACCAUCAACACCGAGAAAGAGCAGGACAGCUUGGAUCCGGCACUGCUUCUGUCCGUAUUAUCGGCCGCCGAGGCGGUGAAGUCAGUGCCAGACAGUUAAUUGCUGUGCUGACUGCCAUGCUCACGGCUGUUCUGGUCGCGGCGCUCACGGAACCAGCAACUCCUCGAUUUUUGUAUGUAUUUGUCCACGCCAUUGGGUGCAAUAUAGCCAAGGGUUAUUGGUAGG